CACGGUAUGAGCUCUAGUUUAGGCUCCUAAAAAUUGGAAAUUGGAAUAACUGAGUUUAUUCCAUUGUAAAAUUUAAAGAAAAAUACCUUAAUAUUUACUGGCGUUCCUUGUGUCAAAAAAACCGUCAAAAAUUCGUUGCAAAAUGGCGCGUGCAGCUUUAUGCAUGGCCAUCGCUUGCAUCUUCUUGGUGCAAUGCGUUUACUCUCAGAAAUACGAUUCUGAGAACCGUCGUUUGAUUCUCGAUAUCAACGAUCAAAAGACAACGAAUCAGCAAUAUUAUUCGUCAAACUUUGACACAAAUGCCUAUCGAUAUGGCUAUGAUGUCGGCAAGACCGGCAACUUCCAUCAUGAGACCCGUGGUCCCGAUGGUGUCACCUAUGGUUGCUAUGGCCUCAUCGAUCCCUACCAUCUCCUCCGGGCAACACAUUAUGUGGCCGAUGCCCAUGGCUAUCGCACCGUGGAGCCGGAGAAACCAGUGGAGACCUUCCCGCCGCAUCUGUACCAGGAGACCGCUGGAGGACCCUCGGAGCCGGGUAUCCUGCUCCAGUGGCAUGAACUCUACUUCCCCAUUGGAUGUGGCAAGUUUGCCAAUGGAGCGCAACAUGGUGUUCCCUACUUUAUUGGAGAUUACAAGGCCAAGGAGGGUAGCAACGAUGCGAUACCAUCGUUCUCCGUCAACAUUCCCGUCCUAAAGGGUUCCGACCAGAAGAGUCUGCCCAUCCAUAAGCCCACGGGUCCAAUUGUGCCCCAGGGUACGGGCAUCUUUGGCACGGAUAAGGGACACAGCGACCACAGUCAUCCUGGGGAUCAGGCACCGUCCUUCCAUUCGGUGAAUACCCUGCUACCAGGCAGCAAUAAUGAUGGCCAAUACGUGCCGGAUAAUAAUCCGUAUCAGCAUGUGGUGGGACCUAAUGGCGGCAAUGGAGGCAACGGCUCUGGCGGCGGCUUCGGUGGAAAUGGAGGCGUUGGCGGUUUCGGUCCCAAUGGACCAAAUGGUCCCAAUGGACCCAAUGGACCCAAGGGACCGUUUGGUCCACCGGGACCACCGGGACCGAUCGGCGCGGGAGGAGGAGCCUCAGGAAAGCCGGUCUAUAGGGAUGGUGAUCGGACUGGCACUGGCAGCGGUUCCGGAAUCGGUUCCGGCGAUCGCUAUACCACCGGUAAUGGCGGUGCAUCCGGUUCCGGUGAUCGUUAUACCACCGGAAACGGUAACGGCAUCGGCGGUGGCGAUCGCACGGGCACCGGUAGCGGUUCCGGAAUCGGCGCCGGUGGCCAAUAUCGGCCUGGAAAUGAGGGAACCUACACGAGCACCUACACGCACACAGAGACCGGUUUUCCUGGGGCCAUCGCAUAUCAAGCAGAUAACGGUAAAUAUAUUGACCAUGGUAACGAUGGACGCUAUAGAGGUAUUAACGAUGGUAAAUAUUAUCACGAUGAUUCUGGCAAAUAUGUGCACGUUGAAGGCCCAACUGGUCCACCGGCACCCCCAUAUGUCCAUGUUGUUGGACCCGAGGGCGGAUUCGGCGGUGAAGGCGGCAAGGGUGAUGGCGGCGGUGUAGGCCCAGGCGGCCCAGGAGGCCCAGGCGGUCCCAAGGGACCUGGCGGCCCCAAGGGACCCAACGGACCCCCAGGACCUCCCGGCCCACCCGGACCACCAGGACCUCCCGGACCCAAGGGACCCACCAAGCCCGGACCUAAGGGACCCUUCGGACCUCCCGGCCCACCCGGACCACCUGGACCCACUCGUCCUGGCCCAUAUGGACCACCUGGACCUCCCGGCCCCACUCGUCCCGGCCCACCAGGACCUCCUGGACCCACACGUCCCGGCCCACCAGGACCACCUGGACCCACUCGCCCCGGACCACCAGGACCAACUCGUCCAGGACCACCGGCACCACCAAAUGACCCACGGUAUUCGGACAAGGAGACACCUGGCUAUUUGCCACCAGACCAACCGGGUAAAAUCUCGAAACCACCACCAUCCCACUCACAAGUCAUUGCAAUUGAGCCACCAACAAUUAAGCCAGUUUUUAAGCCAAAUUACGAACACAACAAUGAUUAUGUGCAUAAGCAGGUGCCCGUAACGACAAAGCCACCACUAACCUAUAUUCCACCUUCUUUCCCUCCCAAUACACCAAAACCCUAUGUUCCCGCUCCCGUUCCCGUUCCCGCUCCUGUUCCGCCAUCCCAAAAAAUAACAACCACAACAACGACGAUUGUACAGCCAAAGGUCCCGGCUAUCACUAUUAAGAAGGAUACGCCAGUUAAGAGCGUUACGCCACCGCCAGUGACAACGGGUAAUAUUGAAAACCAUACUUACCUACCACCGCCACAGCCGACGCCUAAAUACGUGACCAAGACCUCGACUCCGACUCCGAUUCCGAUUCAAUACAAUCCCUCGACACCGAGACCCUUCGAGAAGGUGAACACUGCACCGCCUCAGAUACAAUAUCAUACGCCACAGGUGCCACCAGUGCCUGGUUAUACUGUGACCAAGACACCAACUAUUCCACCGACAUAUAGACCACAACCUUAUGUCGAAUCGAAAGUAACACCUCGUCCCUCUCCACCAUUGCAUGUGCCAUCGAUCAGCGAUCAGUCCUGUGUGUGUAACGCCGAUAAGACGCACUCAUCAAGAAACACCCUUACCUCCACCACUAGCACCACUAGCCACCACACCACCACGAACUCCUAUCCCAAUCCCGCCUCUGUUGACUUUAACAAACAAUUCUCCGGCUUCAACGGACAAGCGAACUUUGGCAGCAUAAUAAACGCCAUGUCACUAACCCAACUGCCCGUGAUACCCCAAGCGCCCGGACAGCCGGCCUUCUAUCCGCCGGAUAAGAUCCCCAAGGGUGCCGUCAUUGCCCUGAUGCCUGUGGUUAUCCUGCCGCAGGAGUAUUAUUCCAACUGCGAGGAGAACUCCGUCUAUCAACAUUCAAACAUCGAUCCCUUCCCACUGGGCGUUCAGCCGGCAUCCUUUAGCCUCCACUCUGUGCUCACGGGUUCGGCCCCCAAAGAUCAGUGCAUGUGUCCCUGCUCCUGCACUCAGAAUCUGCCAAAUAGGUUGCACAAGAAGCGUGAGGCUACGGAGGAGGUCAAGGACGUCGAACCCGCGGCAUCUGAGAAGGUAGAGGAAGUCAAGGUUGAACCCGUAGCCGCCGCCUCUGAGGAAGUUAAGAUCUCUGCCUCUGAACCUGUGGUAGCAGCCUCUGAGGAGGUAAAGAUUGCAGCUCCCGAGGAGACCAAGGUGAAGGUUGAACCUGUGGCCGCAGCCUCUGAAGAGGUCAAGACACAGGUGGAGCCCAAGCCUGCGGCCUCUGAGGAGGUCAAGUUUCAAGUAGAACCCGUGGCAGCACCCUCUGAGGAGGUCAAGGCACAGGUUGAACCCGAAGAGAUCAAGAUACUGGCUGAUCCCAAGCCAGAAAUUAAGGCGACUAGCGAGACGAACUAAGACAAGAACUACGAAAAGAACAUCCAACCAAUUACCAAUUACCCUUCCCAGAUCCCGCUUUAUCCAAUCCCAACCUCGAUCCUACCUCCCAAAAAAAACAAAAAACUAAACCUAGUCUAAGUGUUUUUAGUGUCUGCCAGGCAGGGCCAACCAGCAUUUAAGAUGGGCAAAAUCGACGGAGAGCCCGGGUUAUGUGUUCGCUUUCUUGUGUUAUUUGAAUUUCAAUGAUUUUCUAAAUGCACUCCAGACCGCCUGUCCACGACGAGUAUAUAUAAAUAUAAAUAUAUCGGCGCGCUCUCUAUGUAUAAUUCCUUUAAAUUCUAAAUGUGUAAUCACAGAGAAUUUGGCAAAAGAAAAAGAGAAAAUUGUUUGUGACAUGUUG
Drosophila serrata is the source of this 3836-nucleotide messenger RNA. It is a transcript of the gene frm, whose product is annotated as farmer. Gene Ontology annotation, biological process: extracellular matrix organization. Gene Ontology annotation, molecular function: extracellular matrix structural constituent conferring tensile strength. Lineage: Eukaryota; Metazoa; Arthropoda; Insecta; Diptera; Drosophilidae. The record is from RefSeq and is a predicted model, not a curated record.